This is a messenger RNA of Physeter macrocephalus (sperm whale), 2718 nucleotides long. RefSeq names its product anti-Mullerian hormone receptor type 2 (gene AMHR2). The transcript is spliced from 9 exons. Gene Ontology annotation, cellular component: plasma membrane; signaling receptor complex. The record is from RefSeq and is a predicted model, not a curated record. The coding region runs from base 364 to 2157 and encodes 597 amino acids. Gene Ontology annotation, biological process: cellular response to growth factor stimulus; protein phosphorylation; BMP signaling pathway. NCBI's taxonomy places the organism in Eukaryota, Metazoa, Chordata, Mammalia, Artiodactyla, Physeteridae. Gene Ontology annotation, molecular function: ATP binding; transforming growth factor beta receptor activity.
GUUGGGGACUAAAGGAUCAGAAGCCCCACGGUGCCCUGCAUCUGAAGGAAGCUCUGGCCAGGGGCAGCUGUGUUGGUUCAUGCUCCCCCCCUCCCACUGCAUGAUGCUGGGGAUUCUGGGGCUUUGGGCACUGCUUCCCACAGCUGUGCGAGGUAAGUGUCUACAGGGAGGAGCAGGGUCCUUCCACCUACCCAUUAAGGGAGGGGGCACUUGAAGCAGCAGCCACCCCUUUGGAGGAGUGGUGAUGGGGUGGGCAAGGUGAUGGGUACAGCUAUGGGUCCCCUUGGUGGGGGUCAGGUUCCAGGCCUCUGCUGACCCUGUUUCCUCCUGUGGCUUUACCAGGCUGGCCCUGGGAUAUAAAGCAUGUUUUGUCUCUCUUUGGCUGCUGUUUUUGCCCCUGCAUUCACUCUCAUCUUGAACCCUCCCCUCUCCUUACUCUGGGCUGCAGCACCCCCAGGCAGGCGGACCUGUGUGUUCUUUGAGGCCCCUGGAGUGCGGGGAAGCACCAAGAAUCUGGGGAAGCUGCUAGAUGCAGGACCAGGGCCCCCCAGGGUUAUCAGCUGCCUCUACAGCCGCUGCUGCUUUGGGAUCUGGAACCUGACCCAAGACCAGGCACAGGUGGAGAUGCAAGGAUGCCGAGACAGUGAUGAGCCAGGCUGUGAGUCCCCCCACUGUGACCCGAGCCCCCGAGCCCAUCCUAGUCCCAGCUUUACUCUCUUCACCUGCUCCUGUGGCACUGACUUCUGCAAUGCCAAUUACAGCCAUCUGCCUCAUCUGGGGAGCCCUGGGACACCUGGUUCCCAGGGUCCCAAGGCCAUCCCAGGCGAGUCCAUCUGGAUGGCACUGGUGCUGCUGGGGCUGCUCCUCCUCCUGCUGCUGCUGAGCAACAUCAUCUUGGCCCUGCUACAACGGAAGGCCUGCCCAGUGCACGGUGGGCCAGAGCCAGGGCCAGAGCCCGAGCCGGAGCCACACUCAGGCAGGGACUGGAGUGCGGAGCUGCCCGAGCUGCCCGAGCUGUGCUUCUCCCAGGUAAUCCGGGAAGGAGGUCAUGCAGUGGUGUGGGCCGGGCGGCUGCAAGGCAAGCUGGUAGCCAUCAAGGCCUUCCCCCUGAGGGCUGUGGCCCAGUUCCAAGCUGAGAGAGCAUUGUACGGGCUGCCGGGCCUACGGCAUGACCACAUUGUCCGCUUGAUCACCGCCAGCAGGGGCAGCCCUGGUCCCCUGCCCUGUGGGCCCCUGCUGGUACUGGAACUACACCCCAGGGGCUCCCUGUGCCAUUACUUGGCCCAGCACACCAGUGACUGGGGAAGUUCCCUGCGGAUGGCACUGUCCCUGGCGCAGGGCCUGGCGUUUCUCCAUGAGGAACGCUGGCAGGAUGGCCAAUAUAAACCAGGUAUCGCCCACCGGGAUCUGAGCAGCCAGAAUGUGCUCAUUCGGGACGAUGGGUCAUGCGCCAUUGGAGACCUGGGCCUCGCCUUGGUGCUCCCUGGCCUCGCCCAGCCCCCAACCUGGGCUCCUACUCAACCCCGAGGCCCAGCUGCCAUCAUGGAGGCUGGCACCCAGAGGUACAUGGCACCGGAGCUCUUGGACAAGACUCUGGACCUACAGGACUGGGGCACGGCCCUCCGGCGAGCUGAUGUUUACUCUCUGGCUCUGCUCCUGUGGGAGAUCAUGAGCCGCUGCCCAGAUUUGCGACCCGACAGCAGACCACCACCCUUCCAACUGGCCUAUGAGGCAGAACUGGGUAGCACCCCUACCACCUGUGAGCUGUGGACCUUGGCAGUGGAGGAGAGAAGGCGCCCUCACAUCCCAUCCACCUGGUGCUGCUUUGCCACAGUAAGAGGCCACAGGCUGGUGGGCUGGGGACCUGGAGAGUCCUGGCAUGGGCUUCAAGGACUUGUCCACCAGGACCAGCCCACCUACUCCUACCCCCUCUCAUCUCCCACCCUCCUGGCUCAUGUUCAGCUGGAGCUGGGCAAACUUGCUCUGAACCUCAGUUCAUCCCCUUCCACCGUAAGUCUCACACAGCCCAUUCCUGAGACACACACCUUCCUCUUGCUCAGUCUUGCCUUGUCUGUCCCUCUUCUCUCCAUCAUCAGUUUGCCCUGUUCCUCAGUUCCUUCCUCCAGGAAGCCCUCCUUGGCUUUGCUUCUGCCCUGAGCUCUGCCCCCAAGAUGGCUCCUCUCCUAGUACACUGGAGCCCAACAUUUAAUCCAAUAAUUCCUCAUUCUGUCCUACACACUCUGUGUUUCUGCCAUGACCCAAUAACAGCCAGAACUAAGUAUGAAGGGUUAAAACAGUGGCCUAAUAGUGAAAUUUCAGGGUUUCUGAGGAAAAUAGUUUCCUGACAGGAAGCCCAUUCCUCUGCUACCUGAUCUGAAGUUUCCACUGCACAAGUGUCUGUUGGGUUAGAUAACAAAGGCCCAGGCAUUGUUUGCAGAAGACCCUGAUUGCCUGAGAGGAAGGAGAGUAAUUUCCCAUCAGCAUGGUAAGCCAUUAAUUAACCUGAAUUAGCUCCUCAGAGGAAAAGGUGGACUCUUUGGAGAGAACCUGUCUCAUAGGGAACAAGAUGCAAAGGGCUGGAUUUCAGUGAAGGGGAGGAAGAAGGUUCCAGGAAGGAUCAGAAGAAGAGUGUUGAGAACAGGGCCAUGAUAGAUACCUUUUAACCCUGGGGCCACUCAUGGGGCCACUCAGGAUCCUGGGGUAAAGCCUGCCUCCUGG